This is a messenger RNA of Xiphophorus couchianus (Monterrey platyfish), 4538 nucleotides long. RefSeq names its product receptor-type tyrosine-protein phosphatase N2-like. Gene Ontology annotation, molecular function: protein tyrosine phosphatase activity. The record is from RefSeq and is a predicted model, not a curated record. Gene Ontology annotation, cellular component: synapse; secretory granule. The coding region runs from base 195 to 3206 and encodes 1003 amino acids. Gene Ontology annotation, biological process: insulin secretion involved in cellular response to glucose stimulus; regulation of secretion; protein dephosphorylation. Lineage: Eukaryota; Metazoa; Chordata; Actinopteri; Cyprinodontiformes; Poeciliidae. The transcript is spliced from 23 exons.
CCGUGAUGAUGAUGUUGUGAGCGGCCGAGCCUCCAGCAGCAGAAACGCCCUGCAUCCUCUCUGCUCUCCCCCAGCAUCCAUCCGCCUCCUCCAGCCGGGGAGGGGCCGCUCUGGACGGCAGGAGAGACUCAGCAGACCCCGCUGAAACCGAUGGCCUUUUAAACCCUCCGGAGAAAACUAAACCCAGCCGAGAAAUGGAUUCCCUGCCUCCCUCCUUCCUCCUCCUCCUCCUCACCGCUUCCCCGCUCUGCUCCCCUGCUGCUGCUGACAGUAGAAUCGGUUGCCUGUUUGAGAACGAGUUGUGUUCUUCAUACGAGAUCUGUGUCAACGAUGGGAUGUUUGGGAGGUGUCACUCUGUUCCAGUGAGGGACGUUUACACCUACGACGUCUCCCCAUCUGUAGUGCAACGUUUCCGCAUUCUGCUGGAGAAGCUGUCCAACAGAGGUUUGACCUGGGAAGAUGACACGACCCAGCAGGUUCUGUCCAGUGAGUUAUCCAGACUCAGGAGGAUUCCCUACCGGCCGCAGCAGAAAGGGCCGAUCUACAGCAGCAGCUCCAGGCCGGCAGCUGAAGCGAUGGACCCAGAAGACCAAAGGGGGAAGCCGGUGGAGGUGGAGCUCAACAGGAAUCUGCAGACUUACCUCCAACGUCUGGGCCUCCUUCCCAAGACGUCAUCCGCCUCCAGCCUCAGCAAACCUGGCAAGCCGCUGCAGAAGCAGAAGCCGCUCUCCAGCCAGCUGCUCGCCUCGCAGGCAGAUGGGGACCUUCUCCUGGCGGCCCUGAGGCGGUUUCUCUCCGCGCGUCUCGCUCUGCACAGCGCUAGGAUGAAGCAGGAAGCUGCCUCUCCUCGGCUCAGGCCCUUCUACAACAGCGGCGUAGAAAAUCCCGGGUUCAAGAAGGAGACGCCACAGUCCAGGCUGGUGAAGACGGGAAGUCCUUCUGCAGCUUCAGCCAAGGAGCCGCUCACAUCUGUGGAUGGCUGUGUCUCCUCUGCAGAGCGGUUCAUAGAGAAGGUGGUGAAGAACGUGGGCAGACAGCAUGUGGACGUGGACAGCCUGACGCCGCAGGACCUGAGCCAGCUCUCCAGCCUGAUCGCCGACGCUCUAGUGGUGGUGGACCAGGACCAGGGACCGGACCGGCCUCUGAGCCGGGAUCAAGGGCCCGGACUCAGAGACCUGGAGGGAGAGCAGAGCGACUCGAGUCAGGAGGCUUCCAGAGCUGAGGAGGAUGAAGUGCUGCUGCAGAACGUUCCCACUCUGAACCCUGAGCCUCAGGAAAGCACGCCGUUACCACUGGCAUUGCUUCAAGAACGGCACACAGAUGCAGCGGAUGAUCUGGCUCAGAGCAACAGCCUCUUCAACAAACUCCUGGCCUACCUGAACAAAUCCUCUCUUUCCGAUCCUUCGUCAGUCAGAAGCCGCUACGAUGUCGCGGCGGCGGCCCCCAGGAGCCGGCAGGUGGGCCUGGAGAACGUCCAAAGUCACACCAGCGAGGCAGCAGUGGCGGUGCAGAAGAAGGACACCACCCAGUCGGUGGAGGAGGUAUCAGAGGUUGCUGGCUGGAUCAAGGAGGUGGUGCCUCCGCCCGCCUCGCUCGUCUACGAGGAGCCGCACAAGAAGACGAUUCACGCGCCGGAGCUGCAGCUGGACGUCAAAACGGACAGGAAGAAGCCGGACGACGACAUUUUCGGCUACGUCAUCACAGACACGGAUCGGCUGCAGACAGACGAAGGCCUUCACCUGAUGGAGAUCUUGGCUCAUCGGGCAAAUAUCCAGAUGACGGAUUUCGCUGAGCUCUUGGUGGUGGGACCGGCUGUGACCUUCAAAGUGAGCCGCAACUCCCAGAACGUCAGCACUGCAGAUGUGGCCAACGUGGCUGUUAAACAAAAAGCUGAUCUGGAGAAGGAAACUAAGCUCAUCAUCCUGGAGGCUGGAGUCGCUGAUGGAAGCCAGAUCAAGCAGAUCCCCACCAAGUACAGCCAGGGAGAAUCCACCAAGUUCCUCAUCCUCACCGUUGUGUGCAUCCUCUGCAUCGUCGGCGUGCUGCUGGCCUCCACCGUGGUCUACUGCCUUCGCCAUCGCUCCCACAACAAGUUCAAGGAGAAGCUCACCAAUCUGGGCACAGACAGUGGCGGCGAUGCUACUGCCACCUAUCAGGAACUGUGUCGGCAGCGCAUGUCGGUCAAACCUUCCGUGGACCGUCCUGAGCCCAUUUCCUCCAGGAUCAACAGCGUCUCAUCUCAGUUCAGCGACGGCGCUUCGGCCAUCAGCCCCUCCGGACGCGGCAGCAUCUCCUCCUGGAGCGAGGAACCUGCCCACUCCAACAUGGACAUCUCCACUGGCCACAUGAUACUGUCUUACAUGGAGGAUCACCUGAAGAAUAAAGACCGCCUGGCGAAGGAAUGGGAGGCUCUGUGUGCUUAUCAGGCUGAACCCAACGCAACCACCACCAGCCUGAAGAAUGGCAAUGCAAAGAAGAACCGCUCCACUGCUGUGGUGGCAUAUGAUCACUCCAGAAUCACCUUGAAGGUGGAGAACAGCCAAGGCAACUCCGACUACAUCAAUGCCAGCCCAGUAAUGGAUCAUGAUCCCAGGAACCCGGCUUACAUCGCCACUCAAGGUCCCCUGCCCUCCACUGUGGCUGAUUUCUGGCAGAUGGUGUGGGAGAACGGCUGUGUGGUCAUCGUCAUGCUGACUCCUCUGGUGGAGAACGGGGUGAAGCAGUGCUACCAUUACUGGCCCGACGAAGGAUCCAACUUGUACCACAUCUACGAGGUGAACCUCGUGUCUGAACACAUCUGGUGCGAUGACUUUCUGGUUCGGAGCUUCUACCUGAAGAACAUGCAGACCAACGAGACGCGCACCGUCACUCAGUUCCACUUCCUGACCUGGCUCAACCAGAACGUCCCGGAGACCAGCCGGACCCUCCUUGACUUCCGCAGGAAAGUUAAUAAGUGCUACCGGGGUCGCUCAUGUCCCAUCAUAGUCCACUGCAGUGACGGUGCAGGAAGAACCGGGACCUACAUCCUGAUCGACAUGGUCCUCAACAGGAUGGCUAAAGGUGCCAAGGAGAUUGAUAUUGCAGCCACUCUGGAGCACCUGCGGGACCAGAGGCCAGGAAUGGUCCAGACCAAGGAUCAGUUUGAAUUUGCGUUGACGACCGUGGCUGAAGAGGUGAACGUGAUCCUGAAGGCUCUUCCUCAGUAGAAAAAGACGCUUCCUGCUGAAGAAUUGUUCCUGUUGUUACUUCUCUUCAUUUCCCUUCGUCUUUGUCCAAUUAUUUCCUGUCUUGUUAUUUUGGUGUUUUAAUUUCCCAGCUGUCUGUUAACCUUGUCAGUUUUCCCAUCUUCAUCUCAUUAGAGUUCCUCUCUUUGUCCAUGUCAUUGUCUUUUUUUCUGUUUUGCCACAUUUUUCCAUAUUUUCUUACUAGCUUACUUUCUGUAUUCCUCUCCAUUUAAAUAUUCUCUUUUUGACAUUGUGGCUGGAAGGCUCUGUAUCCAUCCUGUACAUAGCUGACUCUCCUUCUGUUAUCCUAAAGCUUAUUUUCCAAAGUGACGCAGCAAAUUAUCACAUUUUGAUUGGCUGAUGUCUCAGAUUAUCUAUAUUAGUUUUGUGUUUGAUCAUGAGGAACCUCAUGGGCAUCAGUUGGGUGUAACAAGGUUUGGCAACAUAAUCAAAAAAAAAUUUAGCUUUGUUGUUUAUAAAAUUAAGAUUUAUUUCUUGAUUGUAAAGUGUCUUACACAGUGCUGUACAAAUAAAGCAUGUGCUGGUUAUGGUCAGAAUAACUGAUUUCUGUCAAAUGGUUUUGUACUUUAAUUUAGUAAAUUAGCUCUUUAUUUGCCAAACCUGAAUGUUAGACUGAACUGAUGUCUUUGCAUAAAUAAUUGUCAGGCUUCGCUCAUGUUUUCAUGCUGUAUCUUAGAGAGUAAUUCGGUGUUGCUCAGUGUGGUACUUUGGGUACAACUGAUUUAACCUCCAAUUAAAGCUUGUUUCAUUUCACUGGGAUUAUAUUUUAGAAAACUGAACACGAUUCUAAUGUUAAGAUAUGAUUAUUUUGUUGUGGUAUUUUUAGUGUGAGCAAUAUUAUGUUUCUUCAACCUGAACUGAUCUCUUGUGGACAACCAAUAUUGUGGCUCGUCAGUGAAGUUACAGUCAUGUCUGCCUUAAGAAAAAAUAUUGUAGGAAGACUGUAAAAAGCCACUUAGGUUGCUAAACCUACAUUUAAAUUGCCCUUAUUUCAAUUGAUUAUGGGUUAUUUGUGCUCAAUAUGACUGAAAAAAACAUAAUUGUAUUUUUGUUCUUGUGAUUACAUCAAAUAUCAAGGUACUGCAGCUGAAGCAGAAAUGACUGGUGUAAGGGUAGGAUAGUGGGUUUUAAAUAAAUAAAUUGAUUAUAAAAUGGUUUAGUUUUGCUUCUCAACAGAUCUUAUAUGUAGCAUAAAUGGAUGAUUUGUAAAUAUGAGUAGCAAAAUCUGUUUUCCCUUAAAUGCAUCCUAAAAUUGUUUGCUGAUGCUGUAAAUUAAAAAAGCACAAGAAACCA